Molecule: messenger RNA, 468 nt
Organism: Aspergillus glaucus CBS 516.65
Lineage: Eukaryota; Fungi; Ascomycota; Eurotiomycetes; Eurotiales; Aspergillaceae
Product: ankyrin repeat domain-containing protein
Exons: 1
Coding region: 13-372 (119 amino acids)
Biological process (GO): regulation of gene expression
Cellular component (GO): nucleus
Molecular function (GO): protein binding
Source: RefSeq, a predicted model, not a curated record
CGAAUCGUACGCAUGCUCCUCCAAUAUCACCCACUUUGUGAUGAGAGGGACAGCGACGGGGUAACGCCUCUGAUGCACGCCACCGUUGGUGGCUACGAAGAUGUGGUGAGCUCGCUGUUGUCGCAUGGAGCGCGGAUCGAUAGCGUGGAUUGCCGAAACCGAUCGGUGCUUCAUUGGGCGGUGUUACAUCGACGGGAGGCUCUGCUCAAGAUGCUAUUAGCCUACUGCGCGGGCGAUCAUGCCGUCAUUGAUGCAUACGACAAUGCGGGGAGAACGGCCCUGCAUACAGCGAUUGACACAGGGUUUGAGGCAGGAGUCCACAUUUUGCUGCAACUAGGAGCGAACAUACAUUCUAGGGCUAGAAAGAUUUGAAGGAUGCUGGGACACAUGAUAGAUCUCUUUUCAUGCAUCUAGAAUCUGGGUCUCAUGUUUUUUUUUUUUUUUUUUUUUUUUUGCUCUUAUUUUGUU